AUGCCAAACAAGGUUGAUGACACGCAGUACCAGCAACGUGCAGCCACGACCAAAGCAACGGCAGCCACAACCAAAGCAACGGCAGCGACAACGAACAGUGACAGCAAACGGCCACGACAACGCGAGUUGGGGGGCGUUGAACACGAUAGAGAGAGAGGGAGAGGGAGAAAAAUGCAACAAAUUGUUUUGAGCUGGGAGGGAUACGUGGUCUGCCUGCAACAAGCGCAUCUCACGGCAACAACAAGUUGCCUUGCCGGGCUUAGUGCAUCUGCAACAAUGGCGGCCUCUCACGAGCGUGCCGUGUGUGCUCCUCGCUGCCCUUUUGCCUUGGAGCUCUGGCGUUUCACCACAGAAGAUUCCAGCGAUUUCGGAUUUGCGCAGAAACGUAUCUUUUGUUACAGUUACGUUCAGCAGCACGUUUCUCUCUCUCUCUCUCUCUCUCUCUCUCGCGCUCUCUCACUUUCUCUGUCUCACUUUGACAAUGGCAGCGACAAUGUGGUGGUGCGCCGCACUAAGAAGCGCGGCAUUCAUCCGAGGGUUUUUGAAACGGAAAUCGUCAUGACCAACGGUGCCACCAUGCUGCUGGAUGAGAGUGUGCCUGGCAAGUUUCAGCGCAAGCUGACGGAAGAUAUCUACAACACCGAUCCGUGGGUACCCAAGGACAAGUUGCCAUCUCUAUCGCAUUGUGUGUGUGUGUGUGUGUGUGUGUGUGUGUGUGUGUGUGUGUGUGUGUGUGUGUGUGUGUGUGUGUGUGUGUGUGUGUGUGUGUGUGUGUGUGUGUGUGUGUGUGUGUGUGUGUGUGUGUGUGUGUGUGUGUGUGUGUGUGUGUGUGUGUGUGUGUGUGUGUGUGUGUGUGUGUGUGUGUGUGUGUGUGUGUGUGUGUGUGUGUGUGUGUGUGUGUGUGUGUGUGUGCUGCAGAACAUGCCGUUUUGA
This is a messenger RNA of Monosiga brevicollis MX1, 933 nucleotides long. RefSeq lists its product as uncharacterized. The coding region runs from base 1 to 933 and encodes 310 amino acids. The record is from RefSeq and is a predicted model, not a curated record. Lineage: Eukaryota; Choanoflagellata; Craspedida; Salpingoecidae. The transcript is spliced from 7 exons.